Messenger RNA from Acinonyx jubatus (cheetah), 9554 nucleotides. RefSeq names its product transmembrane protein 72 (gene TMEM72). Lineage: Eukaryota; Metazoa; Chordata; Mammalia; Carnivora; Felidae. The transcript has 5 exons. Bases 4621 to 5391 code for a protein of 256 amino acids. The record is from RefSeq and is a predicted model, not a curated record.
CAGACUGUACGGGGGGUCGGGGGCUCCUAAUGUGGUUCUGUGGGUCUGGGAAGAGAGGUAACAGGGCCCUAAGGGACAGAUAACAGGGAGUGUUGGAAGGAGUCAAUGGGUCACUUGAUGGUGGUAUAAAAGUAAUUACAUGGCAGUUCUGCCCAGCACCACCCUCCCACCUGCAGCACGACAACAACAACGACGACAACAACACAUCUAGGGAUCAAGGCUGUUCUUAGGGGCAACUUUUUCUUACAGAGAAUUUAUCGUAAUGAAGCCCUGAUUCUGGGGACAUGUAUGGUGUUUGUUUCCAUGGUCGAACUGUCGGCUCCUCUGUCUCCACGCCCAGCUCUGGGAAAAGGCCUCAGGGCCAUUUGUCGGAGUGAAUUGCUGACACAGAUUGUCCAUUUCACACUGAACUAGAGCCCCGUGAAGCCAGCGUUGCAGAGACACCAGCCAGGCUGCCUUGUCAGGAGGAAAGGGGACCAGGAGUACAGGCCAGAUUCCAGGAGUAGCUAGAGGCUCCCAAACCCUGGGCCAUGUGCGUCUCUGGAUGCCAGGGCUGGAGACACCCAUUGCCAUGGUCACAAAAGGUCCAAUGCCUCCUCCGCAUCACCCUGGGAGUGAGCACCUCCUUAUAUUUAGGUCUUAAAUUUAGAGCGAGCGCCUCUUUAAAUUUUGUGCUCACCUCACAUCAGUCCUGGCUUCGCUGGAUGCCGAAACUUCUCUGUGUCUUAUAGACAGCCCUGCCUAAAUUUGGAAACCUGGCAGAGUUCCUAGGUCCGAUUCCACCAAGCAAGGACUGUACCCAUUCUCAUCCACGGGGCUGACAAGAGGCCUCGGAGAGAGCAGGUGGCCCACCCGUGCGGUCCUGGGAAGACAAACGCACAGGAGACAAGAUGGCCAAACCACUUCUCACACACCCGUCCCAUUUUUCACCCAACACCCCUCCUUCCAAUCGAAGGCCACACAUCAUGCUCAUUUCUUGGCUUCUGAAAUACCCCAGUUCUGGAAACUAGUCCCCUGGAAAAACAUUUGGGAAGCUCCAGACCCUCAGUCAAAACGGCCUUGGAGUCCUGUAUCUACAUCACAUGGCACUGUGGGGCCUCCCAAAGACAGUGCGUUCCCAGCACAGUUCAGUGAGAACAGCAGGUGGGGAGCUGCCAUGGCAAUGGCUGAUGUGGCUGUCUGGGGUGAGUGCUAGAUACGAGUCACAGCGUUCUCCCGCAGUAGACGGGCCUCAGUGUUUGCUUUCCUCACUUUUUCCACUGGGAACCUUUGUAAAAUGAAUCUGCAGAAGGGAACUGCUUUGGAUGAGGCAGAGCCUCACCGAUCCUGCAUGAAAUCCUAAGCUAUUAUACCAGCGAAUAGGAUCCUAGAGACACCACCCCCACUCCUAAUGAGCUGCCUCUCCCGGCCCGUGCCCAAAGUUGAGCAGGGGGACAGUUGCUACAGGACCUGGGAGCCCACAAGUUGGCUUUCUGACAACCAAGCUGAGGAGCGGUGAGAAGGGCCAGAGGCCCAAGGGGCUUUGGGUGCACGCUCAACAUUGAGAGUCAGAAUAUAGACCAGACCAGACACAGGGACUUCUGGGCCAAAAACCUCAGGUAGUUAAGAAGGUAGGAUAAGCUGCUUUUCCAGUUCUGUGGCUGCCUAAUAAAACCACUCCAAAACUUAGUCGCUUGAGGCUACAACAAUUUUAUUACGCUCAAAAUGUUGUGGCUCGGGAAUUCAGGCAGAGACAGUGGAGACGGCUCAUCUUUGCUGCAUGACGAUGGGGUGGCUGGAAUGACUCCUCAAGGGCUGAAUGUCUGGAGCUUUGGUUCUGACUGUUGGGUUGGCUCGUCCAUUUUUCUCCACUUGGUACCUGCUGGGGCUGGGACGUCCACGGAACUUCCUCACAGAAACUUGCCUGGUGGAGAGGGCUGAACCAGCUGGGGCUGGCUGUGUAUCUGUCUGUCUCUCUCUUUCUCUGGCGUUCCCUCUACAUGGCUUCCUCGCACACGAUGGUCCCGGGAGCAUCAGACUUCUUACGUGGUGGGUGGGUAGCCCCAGAACAGGCAUUUUAAGAGGCCUGGGUGGAAGCUCUUUGUGAAUUAGCAGUGUAAGUCCUUGAACUGUCUACAUCAUUCUACUGAACUGAGUCACUAAGGCCAGACCAUAUUCAAAGGGAGGGGAGUUAGGCUCCACCUCUUGAUGGGAGGCAUUGCAAAGAAUUUGUGGGCAGCUUCCAUUAACACAUCCUACUGUAACAAAGAAACCCCAAACCACGUUGCUAAAGUUAGGGGUAUCUCUCUCACCUAACUGUGUAGGGUACAUGGGUGUCCACUCUCCUUUUCUGCCAUAGAGCCCAGCAAUUAGUUUAUCAGGUGUCUGGGAGUGUGGCUGCCCCAGGGAUCCGUGGGAACAUCUCCACAAGACCACCCCUGGCUCACUUACCUUAGUCAUGGCAACUAGUGUGACCUUCAGAGGCCCGGGAGACCUUUGGGGAGAUAAGUGCUAGGGAGAAGAGCAAGUUCUCGUAGAAACAAGUCCAAUCCCCAGGGUACGUGUCUGCACCCAGGCUGCAGGGACAAGGGUUUUCCCAGCACCACAAGGCACAGCUUUCUCAAUGGACUUGGCUCCCUUGGAGGAACAGGAGGAAGUUGCAAAGUACAAGAGGACUUGAGGGUGUGGGCCCAGGAAGCCACACUGUCACUGCCCUAGUGUGGAACGUGUGGAACCCGUGACCUUACCUGGUCCCAGGAACUGCACAGAGAAGCCCAGAGACGAGGCCCUGUCCCUUUUCAGCGACGGCGGUUCCAGGUUCUUAUUCAUGCUGCUCCACGCUUCUGGUAUCACCUUGCCUUCCUUCCCUGCAGAACCGUCCUCGGCUUCCAGACAGAAUGGAGCCAGCACUCGUCCUGUUCCCGGGGUGCCGGGGUGCCGUGGCCUCUUCCCACCCUCCCCCGCUCUUCAUUUCCUGGGUCCGCGGCAGUCUGCCCAAGCCCCAGGGUAUAUUUCCUUUGCACCGCUGUGCUUUACCCAGGCCUGGCACAGAGGAGGUGCCAUAAAUGAGGGUGCAGGCUGACCGCUGGGGACUUUGGACCCUGGCCUAUUAGGACAACUCUUGGGUCUCUGGGGGGCACUGCCCUGGGCAAGGAGAUUCAGCCACGGCUACUUCUGACAUUCAGAAGACGACUCUGCUCAGACUGACGGCCCCUUUCCAGAGGCCUGGGGUGAGGGUCAGAUGGGUUACUACCACACUGAGCCAGAGUUUAGACAUUCGGCAGAUCAUCGAGGCAGUGAGGCAGGAGUUUCCUGACUCGUUCUGUGGCAGACAUUAGAGAAAUCCAUUCACAGCUGGGUUUGGGGGACACAGUGGUCCAGUGCCCAUGGCAAUGAGGGUGUCAUCCAUGUAACACCCCCAUCACCCCAUGUGAGGGCCCCCCGGAAAUGUCCUCCCCACCAGCACCAUUGUCACCAGAGUCCUUCCUCUGCUGGGGGUUCUUGGGGCCCCUGGGAAUCAGUCCUGAUUCUGGCUGCCCUCUGCCCUUUACAACAGCAUGCCCCGGGCAAGGUGCCGCACCUCCAGGAUGCGUGCUGGGAUUUUUCCAUAAGUUACAUGAGGGAGGUCGUGCAGACUAAACAAGAUGCACGUAGGGACCUACUGGAAUGUGCCGGCACGUGCCGGGACCUCCCUGAGAGGCAGUUGGGUGGUCACGUCCAGGGAGGCUCCAAACCCAGACGCCUUCUGGUCCCACCCUUCCGCCUUCCACUGCCCAGAUGAAAACCAGGAUGAAAUGGCAAGGCACGCCCUUCUCUGUGCCUGGUCUGAGCCCCCAGACAGAACCAGCCCUCCCCUCCUAGGGUCCUGUGCCUACUGGCACCCUAGUAUUAAACAGGGGAGCAAGGGCACCUGGGCACGCCAGCAGGAGCCAAAACCAGAGCUCGUGGCUACCAGUGUGCUAGGAGAUGGGGAGGCCAGGAGCAGCCAGACCACGGUCCUGUCUCUCGGUCACCAAAUCACGUCUGCUGCUUGAUCUCAGCCAAUCACCAAAGCCUCUUGCCCUGUGUGCCCGAGGUCAGGAUGCUUUCUGAAAUGCCAAUCUGAACAUGUUGCUCAACUUCUCCAAAACACUCAAGGCCCUCCCUGCCCAUCCUGUGGGGGCUGAUAUUUAAAGACCCACCCGCCAGCCUCAGUCCACAUGGACUGCCCAUGGCCCCCUCUGAGAAAAGAGAGAGCUCUCUCUUUUCUCUGCUGUUCCAUUGAUUUGUUUUUUUAAUCGCAGACCAGUGCUGCCUCUACAGCAUUCCUAGAAUGCCCCCCUGACUACUGACCUUCUGUUUCCAUCAAAAGGCAUCAAAAUACCUCUCCACAGGCCUAACAAACCAGGGCAAAGGGCUGUUUCCAAGACCCUUUCCUGCCACCUGCUGGCCACUGGCCACAAAGCAUGCGAAUCUACAAAUGUGAACGAAGCCACCCGCCGAAAGUUAACAAGCGACUGAGCAACUGUGGUGUGCCUGGCAUCAGUUAGCUUACUGAAUCCUUAUAACCAUUCUGUGCAAGAGGGAUGACGAGGAAACUGAGGCUCAAAGAGAUUGCGUGCCUCAUCUAUUAACCGGCGGAUGUGAGGUUGAAAUGCAGGAAUGACCUUGGUUGUGUUGAUCGGCGUGGGCACUGAGACCUUCCUCCAGGGACGGUUCAAAAGCCUGGCUUUCUAUUUGCUGUUUAUAGGAGCUGUCAUCUCUGUGUGUGAAGGGGCCUACUUUGUGGCUCAGCUGCUGACCAUCUGCUUCCAGUGUCGGCCAGCGUCCCUGGCCUACAAAGCAAGGGAGAAAGCCCGCUGGUUGGGCUGCUUCCAGAAGUUCCUGGCAUACAUGCUGUUGUCUGUGGCCUGCUUUCUCCACCCUGUCCUGGUCUGGCACGUGACCAUCCCAGGCUCCAUGCUCAUCAUCACUGGCCUGGCCUACUUCCUGCUGAGCAAGCGAAAGAAGAGCAAGGCCAAGCCCGAGGCGCCCGCUCCCCCAGAGCAGUACACGGACCCCUCCGGCAGUGCCGUGAGCACCACUGGCUCCGGGGACACCGAGCAAACGUACACCUUCCACGGGGCCUUCAAGGAGGGGACCGGCUCCCUCUUCAUCCACAUGAAGAGCAUCCUGAAGGGGACCAAGAAGCCCGGUGCCCUCCAGUGCCUGGACACCCUGACAGAGCUGACCCUGGAGCCAGCCGACUCGCUGGUCAAGAAGAAGCAGGUGCACUUCGAAGACAGUAUGGUCAGAAUCAUCCCGUCUCUCACCGAAGACCUGGACGGGGGGGACAGCGAGCCAGAGGAGACCACCUCUGACACCACCCCCAUAAUCCCUCCCCCGCAGGCCCCUACCUUCCUGUCCUCUCUCACAGACGCCAGCCUGUUCUGAGCCGCAGGCUCCAGCCUAGGGGACAUUCAGCAAGGGGUCUGCAUAGAUCGAUGGCCCUGACUGGAGUUUCCUGACAUCUGAGGGCCCCCCUCCCAGGGAGCUUGGGGUCUUCACAGGUUAGUGCUUCAAGGGGUGACCAGACAUCCCCGUGGUAGCUGGGCUUCUGGGACCAUCAAGUGGCAUGGCAUAUCCUGGAGAUGCCUCUGGCAAGGCACAGUUGAAGCUCGUGCUGUCUCAAGCCAAUAGGAGCUCCUCCUUCCUGGCCAGGGGGUGGGGAAGUCCCCGUGCUUUCCCCAAGAGAGACCAUCGGCCCCAUUUCACACAAGGCUGCUCCAGCCCCAAGAGCCAAUGAGCUUCUCUUGCUCCUGACACGGGGCCCAGCAAGGCCUCUUUGUCCAUCUCGCGUCAAAUGCCGCAAUCCAGCUCUGAAGGCCCAAGGAUGCGUGGGCUAUUUAAGCAUCUCAAAGGCAGGUGUGAAGGCAGCCAUAGACCCCAAGCCCCAGCCGAGCGGGCUCAGUAUGUGCAGGGAAGGCACGGCUGCAGGCCUUCAGGAGGGGGGCAGCUCGAGCAGUGGGCCGCAUUCUCUGCGUGCUCUGGGGCUGGCCCUGUGCCGCCGGAGUUGCACAGCCGCUCAGGGACACAAUGCCACACUAUGCUCCCUGCAGGGAAAACCAGGCCGGAUGAGUGAGGCUCAUUCCAGAAGCAUCACUGAGGACUCCCUGCCUCCCCACCACAUAAACUUUCCCGAGAUUCCAAGUAGAUGAUGUAAACUGAAAGGUCCUGAAAGCCGACGACAAUCCGGCGGUGAAGACCGCAGCACAGGACACAGUACCUCCGGCAGGCAGGGACCACGGGGGUGGUGCCCUGGGGACACUCAGCACAGAGAGGUGGCCCCGCCACGCGUGGGUGCGGGUGCGUGGUGGCAGAAUAGGUGACAAAUGCACAUUUGUUUAAAAUGUAAGGGGGGGGGAAGAGGAAGGAAAGAGGGGGGAGAUAGGAGAGGGGGCGGGCAGGCUAGCCCUCUGCCCCUGGGCUGUGGAAGUGACAGUCCGCUUAGAAUGAAGGAAGAAAUUCGAAUCAGACCUUCCCUAAAGGAUUUUCACCGUGGUAUUUGUUUCUAAAGAGCAUCCUCUGGUCUGUGGGAUUGUGGCAAGGAGGAGCAGACCCGUUACUCUUGGGAAGCAAGCUCGAUGAAUGGGCAAGCUCAAAAAAAUAGUUACACUGUUGACCAGUUUGUGCCACAGCAACUCCUCCAGCACUCGCUCUAGGUUCUGGGUAAGAAACAUGUGUUCCUUCCACAUCCCCUGGGAGUUACACGGCAAAUGUGUGGGACUACAGCCAGUCCGGUCAUCACUUUGGUGCCAGAAUCCCAUAGGUGUCGCAAACGAGCAGCCCUCUUCCUGCACGAACCCAGGUCUCCUGUAAAACCAAGUGAGAAAAAAACAAAGAAAUAUGUUCCCAUGAACCCUCGAUGCCGGAAGCGGCAGAGCUGUUUAGCUGCCACCAAAGAAGAGCUUCAGGGUCCCAGGGUCCACGGGGGAGAGUGAAGAACAUUGGUAGACAGGGACGGCCCCCAGCUCCUACCGGGCCAGGUGUCCCAGGCAGGCCCCCGGUGCACAGAAGGAGCCCACGUGGAGAGGGGGCAGGGCUCCUGCAUCCGUCACACGUGGAGGGGGACAUGAUGGGCACAGACACACUCACAGCAUAGGCGUGGCGGGCUUCUGGGGAACCCCAAAACUUCUGCUCUGUUCUCAGAACCCAAGCCAGUAGAGUGGAAUGGAUGCCCAGGUCGCAAGAAGCCAACCCCGAAGGGUGAUGUCAGAGCAUCAGAUUUCUAAUAAACUUCUGUAAACCCAAGGGCUAGAGCAUUGCUUGGUAUGGUCCCUAGAGGGAGCUGCACGUUGGGGGUUCCAGGUGACACGGUGUGCGUACCAUCCUGUGACAUCUGGGCUUCCUGGUGCCCGUCCUCAGUUAAGGGAGAGUCUGCAGGGCUCUGGAGCAAGAGGUUCUGACAGUUACAGCCUCGCCUCGCUCAGCAAAGUAAAGCUCUCACUCUUACUGCCGCCCAAAACCACAACAAAGCUGGGAUGAGGUCGGUAAAUAGGCUGCAGCCCGUGCCUCUGUCAGUAGACCAGACGAGAAAGUGGCACCUCGUGAGAAGCCGAUGAAUAAUAACACAUGUCGCCAUUUGACUCUCGGCCGAGACACUCUCCACCCACAUCCUCUUCCCCUGCUAUCCCUGUGAAGAUGGUAUAAUGACCCUUAUCCCUGACAGGGACAAAGACCAGAGAGACUGACCCUAGCCUGUCCCGUUCCCUUUCUCAGCAGAAAGUGGAGCAGACAUUCCGUAGAUGUGGAACAGGGCAAUUGGAAGUAGAACAGCGUUGGGCUGGGAUCAUUGGCUCUGCCUCUAACAUGCUGAUUGACCUUGGCCAGCCUUCCUCAGGUCUCUGGUCUCGGGUUCUCCCCGUAGUGUGUGGGAAGAACAGCUUUCUCUCAGUGUUGGUGCAAUGACUCAACUGAGAAAAGUGGGGAAAAUGAUGUUCAGAUUACACACCACCCAUGUCCAACGUCCCCAUCGCUGUGGGGGCCUCACACUGUGUGUGAGUGCUCUUCAAGGAGGCCCCAAAGUAAGGAAGCACUGAGGAAACACCACCAGCAUAUGUCUCAGUGGCAAGGCCACUCCAGUGUCCAAUGCUUGAGCCUCGGAAGAGUGUAGCCACCAUCCUCCAGCUUCGACAGAGAGCCACAGCGGACCCUCAAUCAUGAGGACCCAUGCCCUGGGGACCAUCCAAGAUGUCCUCUCUGACUCCCAUCAGUACUAAGGGUUGUUUUCCUUUUUUUUUUUUUUCCAUUUUUUAGUUUUUAAGAUGUAUUUAUUGAGAUAUAAUUCACACACCAUAAAAUUCACCAACUUAAAGUACACAAUUAAAUGGUUUUGGGUUUUUGUAUAGUCAUCAUCAGAUUCAUCACAAUCUAAGUUCCCAAAAUUUUCAUCAUCCCCCCCAAAAAAACCUGGUACCCAUUAGCAAUUACCACCCCAGCCUCACCGAAAGCAACCACUAAUCUACUUUCUGUCUUUAUAGAUACUCCUAUUCUGAACAUUUCAUAUAAAUGGACUCAUAUAAUAUGUGAACUUUUUUACUUGCUUUGUUGACUUAACCUAAUGUUUUCAACGUUCCUCCAUGUUGUAACAUGUAUCCUCAUGUUACCCCUUUUUGUAGCUGAAUAGUAUUCCAUUAUAUGGAUAUGUCACACACACACUGUGUGUCACUGUUCAUCUGUUGAUGGACAUCCGGGUUGUUUACACUCUGUGCCUAUCAUGAACAAUGCUGCUAUGAGCAUUCAUCUACAAGUUUUGAGGUGGAUAUAUAUUUUCAUUUCUCUUAGAUGUAUGCCUAGGGGCAGAAUUGCUGGGUCAAACAGUCACCCAACAUUUAACUUCUUGUGAAACUGCCAAUCUGUUUUCCAAAGGUGCUGCACCAUUUUACAUUCCAACCGUGUAUGAGGGUUCUGGUAUCUCCACAUCCUCACCAACACUUGUUACUGUUUGUCUUUUUUAUUACAAUCAUCCAUUCGCUAUGGUUUUGAUAUGCAUUUCCCUAAUGACUCAUGGUAUUGAGCAUCUUUUCAUGUGAUUAUUGACCAUUUUUGUAUCUUCUCUGAGAAAUGUCUAUUCAAAUGCUUUGCCUUUUUUAAACUGAGUUGUCUUUUAAUUGUGAGUUGUAAAGGUUUCUUACCUAUUCCAGAUACUUGACCCUUAUCAGAUGUAUGAUUUGCAAAUAUUUUCUCCCUUUCUGUGGGUUGCCUUUUCACUCUCUCGGGGGUGUCCAUGAAGCACAAAAGAUUUAAUUUGGGGGGAAGUCCAAUUUACCUAUUUCUUUUCUUUUGUUGCUUAUUCCUUUGUGGUCAAAUCUAAGGGGCCAUUGCCUAACCAAAGGUCAUGAAGAUCUAUUCCUAUAUUUUCUUCUAAGAGUUUUGUAGUUUGGGUUCUUAAAUUUAGAAAUAUCAGCUUGGGAGUAAUUUUGAGCAUGUUGUGAUGUGGAAUCUAACUUAAUUCUUUUACUUAUGGAUAUCCAGUUGUCCCAGUACCGUUUGUCAAACUAAAUUGUUAACGGCGCCUUUGUUGAAAAUUCACAGACCAUAUAUUUCUGCACUGGUAA